This is a messenger RNA of Lytechinus pictus (painted urchin), 4063 nucleotides long. RefSeq names its product transcriptional regulator ERG homolog. The record is from RefSeq and is a predicted model, not a curated record. Gene Ontology annotation, cellular component: nucleus. NCBI's taxonomy places the organism in Eukaryota, Metazoa, Echinodermata, Echinoidea, Temnopleuroida, Toxopneustidae. The transcript is spliced from 4 exons. Bases 307 to 729 code for a protein of 140 amino acids. Gene Ontology annotation, biological process: regulation of transcription by RNA polymerase II; cell differentiation. Gene Ontology annotation, molecular function: sequence-specific DNA binding; DNA-binding transcription factor activity, RNA polymerase II-specific.
ACACAAACAUCACCUACCUUGCCUAAACCAGGGAUUGAUUCAUCAUCAACACAAAUCAGACCAGGAGGUAGACCCGCCUAUGGGGGCAGUGAAUUUGACCCCUACCAAGUAUUCGGGCACACAAGCAGGACACUUGCUAACCCGGUAAUACCAAGCGAUUGGCAAAAUCUUCAAUCCGUGAUUUUAGCUCUCAGACAUAACAAAGGAAGUGGCCAGAUCCAGCUGUGGCAGUUCCUUCUGGAGCUUCUAUCCGACAGUUCCAACGCUAACUGCAUCACAUGGGAGGGUACCAACGGUGAGUUCAAGAUGACCGACCCCGAUGAAGUAGCCAGAAGAUGGGGAGAAAGGAAAAGCAAACCAAACAUGAACUACGACAAGCUAAGUCGAGCCCUGCGCUACUACUAUGACAAGAACAUCAUGACCAAGGUACAUGGAAAGCGAUACGCGUAUAAGUUCGACUUCGCUGGACUAGCUCAAGCCAUGCAGCCAGUUCAGGCCGAUCCUAGCAUGUACCGAUAUCAGUCCGACCUCACCUACCUACCUGGAUACCACCCGACCAAACUAAACUUUGUGGGUACACCAAUCAACCCGUCCACCAAUGCCAGCCUCUUCAGCUCUCACAGUUCAUACUGGUCAUCUCCCACAGGUGCAAAUAUCUACCCCAGUGGUCACGUGACACAUCCUCACGCAAGUCACAUGUCCUCACACAUAGGCACUUACUACGGAUAACACCAAGUGUCCUUUGCCCGUUGUAAAACCCGGACUCCUAUUACAAAGACUCGUAAACGAAGUGCCAUCACUUUUUUUCUAUUGUAUGAAGAAAUAAUGUUGCACAGUCAGAUUGAUAAAAGAAAUAUAUACCUUUACAAACUGAUUCGUUGGAGGACGCAGCAGAUGUGUAAAGCAAGCUGACCUAAAACAAAGUGCGUGUCACUUGUCAUGCUUGGGACGCGUAGAACAUUCGAACGAGGAACAUAACCGCAACGGACUAUCGUAGAGGGCGUUUCUCAUCAUAGACAGCGCACCUGACUGUAUAUUGACUGCGAAAAUGCCAUAGUAUUUAGCCUUGAAUGCAGUCCAUAAACGUUUUAUAUAAAUAUUAUAAAAAUAAUACAUUUUCGACGUGGAUCGUCAUCGAGGAGUAUUUUUUUUUUCAUACUGCAAAGUAUUGACCUUGUUGUAAUAGGUCACAUAGAGAGGGCGUUCUUCUCUUUAAAUAAUACUUAUACACCAAUGAAUUGAAAUGUUGCAUAUAUUAUUAAUACUAUUGUUUUUUGUAAAAUGUUCAUUUUUAAUAUGACUAGUUUUAGCGUACCCAUGAAAUUAGUUUUUAGCUGCAUGAAACCUAUACAUAAAGCUAUAUAUUAAUGUUUUAAAAUGUCUUUCGUUUCAUUCCGCUUUCUUGAAAAUCAAGAAACGCAAUGGAUAUCCAAACAUUUCUGAAUUGUCUAUAUAUUUUCAAAUAUGAUUACCAUAUAUUACAUUGUUAAAGUGAUACAUCCGGAAAUAUUUUGAUUAAAAAUGAUUCUGCAAAUCUUUAAAAAGGUUUUCAUUUUCAGGGAGUAUUGUUCAUACGAAAGAUAUAAUGCUGGAAUUUCCUUGUUUUUAAUGAACGACUUCUUUCAGUAAGUAGAAAAAAUAUCCCCAAAAGAUAUACAAAUGGCAAGGAUUUUGUGAAAAUGCAGCUAGACACGAAAUGUGAAAAUAAAUGUGGUUAUGCUUUCGUUUAUAAGACCAGAGAGGUGGUGCAAUUUCAGUACUCUGUCACUCUAGUUUCCUCCAUAUAUUGUUAGUAUUUCUUUAGUACGGGUAUAAAAAACAAAAGGCAUUUGUUUUGAAUUUUGUGAUUUUUAUUAGCUGUUUGUAGACAUAAUUGGAGGAAUAAUUGCACCCAAAUAUAAAUUAUUUGCCUAAAAUUGAAAAAAAUGAAUGAAACUAUUCUCUGGAAGAUGAUAUAAAAUUGUCCCUCGUAGAUUAAAACAGGUUGUUGAAAUUUAGUUUCAACCUAAACCUAUGUCUGAAUUACGGAUUUCUGGCUCCGAGGCAAUUGCCUUUUAUUUGAUUUUUUAUAAUGAUGAUAACAGUUAGCGCAUAUUACACUUUGUUUCUAAGCGCCUUACAUUGAAAUCAUUAUUACCCCGGUCAUCGGAUCCUGUCAUGCCCGCAUACAACGUAUGCACUUUUCCACUCUCUGGGAGCAUUCUAAAAAUCUGAUACUCUAUCAAAAUACAGGUGUUUCUUUUUCAACCGAAUUAUCUAUAUACAUAUAUCUAUAAAUCGUUAGUUUUAUCAUAUAUUUGAUGCUCAAAUCAAUCACCAUAAUCUUGUUAUAUUUCACCUGUAUUUAUUCAUCACGUGACCUAGCCUGACUGCAAACGAAACAAUGACGCUGGAUGCAUUACCUAGGUAUGAUGGGGAAGAUCCUUCAGAAAGAGAUUGCUGGCUUCCUAUUUACUUUGUACAACGCGUUGUUGUCAUAACAAUGCGAUGAACAGUGGUUCGAUCCUCCUGCUGUGUAACGUCUCUGUAUGGAAGCCGUGUGCCUCAGCGUCUUUUUCUACUCUUUAUUACGGGUCAGUCGUAGGCUAAAUAAAUGGUCACAAAAUUAGUUUUGAAAGACACCAAAAUAUCAAGAAACUGUUUGAUUUCGACACAACUCUCUUUGAAUAUCAAACGAUGAUUUGAAACAAUGAGCUUUGUGUCCAUUGUUCAUACCGAUCUCAGUAUGGCUUUUAUAGUAUAUUCUUCAUAAAUCUCAUGUCAUUAAUUGGAUAGAUUUACACAGAAAGUAAGAAAAAUUUGUUCUUGGGUUUUCCAAAGUGGUUUCUCCCAUGAAGUGACAAGGCAUUCAUAACCAUAGUGUAUCUAUCAAACAUGAAAAGUUAUAAAACGAUAAAAUGUAGGACAAUAAUAAAGGGAAUGAUAUAACUGCCUGUAAUAAUGAUAUGUGGUAUAUAUUGAAACAUGGAUACAAAACUGUUGAGUAUAUUUCUUCUUUUUGUUCUUUUUCUUUCUGCAAUUUUUCUAUGAAGUGCAAUAAUAAAAUUGCAAACAUUAAUAUAUAUACUUUCGUUGAAAAACUAUUAGUGUAAUGUUGCCAAACAUUCCAGUUUAUUUCCAAUAAUCUGUGGAAAGCGCUUAAGUUAUGAUUUUUGUUCCAAACAUUUUUGUUUUGUAUAUUGUUAUUCUUGCCACCUAGAUACUCUUUAUAAAACAGUCUAGUGACAUUCGAAAAUACAUUACUAGUUCUCGUCAAAAGUUUAAAUUUUAAUGUGAAUUUGAAAUAUCAGAACGUAUUUGAAUCGGCUACCAGAUAAAUUUUAAAAUAUACUUUCCUAAACUGUUUGUUAAUAUGCAUUGAAUGUAAUAUUAAAACGAAAAUGAUGAUAUAAGUAAUGCUGAUGGUGAUUAUGAUGAUGACUACAAUAAGAAUAAUGAUGGUCAAUACUUUGUGAGUAUACAUUUUGUAUUUCUUACAUCAAUGAAUAUUGUGACAAGCAAAUUUCAACUCUGACGAGACUAGGAGCUAUGAUUUUUAAAAAGUUUUUUAUUGGUUCUCAUCGUAGCCGAGUCAUUGUAUUACCACAUUUUUCUUUAACAUCCACAUUACAUCUGACUCAUAUUUUGUACAAAGUCUUGAGUAUAAUUUUGUAACAAUGUUCAUGACAAUAUCCCCUCUAUAUCAGUGAUGUUUUGCUCUUGAUUUCGUAUUAUGCUAAUGCAUAUCAACGAAGAGAAAUAUUUUCUCACUUGAUACAAUUGCCAACAUAACACCUAACGUGUGUCGUUAUUUUUGCCACUUUGUUCUGUAUCAUUUCGACAAUAACUAUAUGUUUUACUGAAUGUAUUAUAUUAUGAGAUAUUUUGAUGUUAGUACAAUGUACUUAAUGUAGAAUAUGAUGCGCAAUACAAAGUUAUAAGAAAUAGAUGAUGUUUUACUGAAUUAUGUUUGUUUAUGUAUACGUUUUUACUGAGUCCUUGACAUAAAUAAGAACGAUAUUUGUAACAUGCGCAUGUAUAAAAAGCAAUGAAAAUAAAGGAUCAGUUUUUGAUUUAUAAUAAA